Messenger RNA from Baudoinia panamericana UAMH 10762, 749 nucleotides. RefSeq lists its product as uncharacterized. The record is from RefSeq and is a predicted model, not a curated record. Bases 67 to 315 code for a protein of 82 amino acids. The transcript has 4 exons. Lineage: Eukaryota; Fungi; Ascomycota; Dothideomycetes; Mycosphaerellales; Teratosphaeriaceae.
UACAGACGCAACCUACCUAUCCGAGGCUUCAGGCCAGCGACCUAUCUCCUCAUAGUCGCUGGGGUUAUGGGUUACGGGUGGUACAGAGUCGGACAGGGCAUUAGGGAGCUAAACGAGCUAGCGCGUGAGAAGAUGUGGUCGCGCAUCCACCUCAUCCCAUUGUUACAAGCAGAAGAAGAUCGGGACCAAGUGAGAAGGUACUACGCAGCUCAGGCAAUGGAGAAGGAGCUGUUGGGCGGAGAGAGCAGAGUAUAUCACAGUGACAGAUUUGUGAGGCCCACAUACGCUGUGACACCGUCAACAGUUACGAAGUAGAUCCGGAGCGGAUUUCGCAUGAUAUCUACAUUGUACACAUGGAGCGUAUCGAUCGUGCCAGUUACUCAACGCUAACAACAUACAUUCGCAAGCGCAUGCAACAAAGGUCAGUGUCCAAUCUGCAAGUCAGGGGCCUUCGUGCUGGAUCCCACAUACCACAUAAGGGGUAAACAUGAGCUCACGCGUAAUGACAAGCGUCUCGUCUUUGGGCUUGCCUAUGGGGCGAUUUUGUCUUGUGAUACGCUCCCGGUUGCUGGCCAAUGCGUCUAGUAACGACAUCUGAUAAACCAGUGUCAGGCCUCUUGAUCCAAAUCGUUGCCUGGGACUUCACGGUGCCCUGUGGUCAGCGUAGCAACUGCUCGUUCAGCUUUUGCAAGUCUGUUAGGUACUUUGGCGAACUGUGAAGUGCGGUUGCAGCUGGGUGAUCAUACAAG